UCCCCCCGAGUACCCCCCACCUCCCACACGCCCUGCACUCGACAUUCAGCACAUCCCUGACCCGCCCCCCAUGGCGGCCCCAUCUCUCGAUGUGAUGCCAGAUGGGGACGGCAUCCGCUCACAGCUGCACCGCUUCUCUGCUGGGGUUUACUUCUCCUACUCCUAUGUGCCGGGAAAACUGUUCCUGCGCAAAGAAGUGUUUUACCCCAGAGAGAUGUUCAACCGGCCCUACAUCCUCAAUCUGUUAUGUGAACAGAUCAUGAAGGACACAUACUCGGACAGCUGUGUGAGGAUCAGCAAAGAGGAGAGGAGGAAGAUGAAGGACCUGCUGGCUAAUUUCAACGUAGGAAUGACUAUAAGCACCAUCCAGAACGACAACAUGAAGAAGAGGAUUGUGAUGGCUGCUCGGGACAACUGGGAGAACUACUUCACCCGCCUAUUCCCUGUGAAGCCGGAGAGUGGGGAUGCUCAGGUGUUGGCUGUGUCUCAUCGAGGCAUCCGCCUGCUGAAGGUGGUCAGAGCGUCAGGCAUCAACCCCAAACACCUCCGCCUGCUCAGGAGCUACAGUUUUGCAGAGCUGCUGUCAGUGGAGCUCCGGGGAACAGACAGGGUAGAGGUGGAGCUGAAGAGUGAGGUGUUGGUGCUGCAGUCCUCCAGAGCUCCACAGAUCACCGCCAUGAUCCAGCUCUUCCUCCAGGAGCUCCUCAGGGACUCCGGCCAUGUGGUUGCCCUGAAGAGUUAUGUGACCGAUGACAAGAGUCUGCUUAGCUUCAGCAGGGGUGAGGUCAUCAAACUGCUCCCGAUGGACAGACUCCAGACAGGAUGGAGUUUUGGCACCUUGGGAGGGCGCUCUGGGCUUUUCCCAGAGGACCUGACCCAGCCAUCUGCGGCCCCCGAUUACCACUGUCGGACCUUCAAACGCAAAGAUGACAAGAGGAAGAGCACGAGGGGCGCUGCACCUGUCAGUCAAUCAAACGGCCCGCCUCCAGGUCCAUCCAGCAGAGAGGGCUCGGUACUGGCCCGAAGGUCAGUCCAGAGCUCCCGCAAGGGCUCGGUCCUGGAGCUGGAGAUCUUCUCAGGCAUGGCUGAGUUUGCCAUGAACUACUUCAGAGUGGGGAGUACAGGUCUGCCAGCAACUGGAAGGAUUUUUUCAGAGGCGGUUAAACACACAGAG
Notothenia coriiceps (black rockcod) is the source of this 1174-nucleotide messenger RNA. Its product is annotated as unconventional myosin-XVB-like. Gene Ontology annotation, molecular function: protein binding. Lineage: Eukaryota; Metazoa; Chordata; Actinopteri; Perciformes; Nototheniidae. The annotation marks the transcript as partial. The record is from RefSeq and is a predicted model, not a curated record. The transcript is spliced from 10 exons.